ACAUAAAGACCAUGAUGAUCCAGUCUCAGCCAGAGCAGAAAGGACUGAGAAACAGGGAUGCAGGAUAUCUCAAUGUGUCCUCUGCAGGCAAGGAUUUGCACACGGCACACACACAGAACCAGGAAGUUUCGUAUUACUCUUGUGGAGGCCACUCCUCUUCCUCUGCACAAACAAGGAAAUCGAAAGUUAUCUCUGAUACUCCUCUCUGCCGUUUGUUAGUGAGUGUCAAAAUGGAAGAGGCAUUUUUUGAAGAUCGGGAUUCAUUUAGCUGUUCAAUCUGCUUGGAUAUACUGAAGGAUCCGGUGACUACUUCCUGUGGACACAACUACUGUAUGUGCUGUAUUGAGGGCUGCUGGGAUCAGGACGAUCUGAAAGGUGUCUACAGCUGCCCAGAGUGCCGACAGACCUUCGUCCAAAGGCCUGUUCUGAACAGAAACACGUUGCUGGCUAAAGUGGUGGAGAAACUGAAACAUACUGCUCCUCCUGCUGCUCCUCCUGCUGCUCCUCCUGCUCACUGUUAUGCUGGACCUGGAGAUGUGGAGUGUGAUUUCUGCACUGGGAGAAAACACAAAGCCCUCAUGUCCUGUCUGGCAUGUCUGGUCUCUUACUGUGAGACUCACCUCCAGCCUCACUAUAAUUUCCCUGCCUUAAAGAAGCACAUGCUGGUCAAAGCCUCCACACAACUACAGGAGAAGAUCUGCUUUCAACAUGACAAACUGCUGGAAGUUUACUGUCGUACCGAUCAGCAGUGUAUCUGUCUGCUGUGUGUGAUGGAUGAACAUAAAGGCCAUGAUACAGUCUCAGCUGCAGCAGAGAGGACAGAGAAACAGAAGCAGGUGGGGGAGAAACAACAGAAAUCCCAGCAGAGAAUCCAGGAGAGAGAGAAGGAGAUGCAGGAGCUGAGACAGGCUGUGGACUCUCUGAAGCUCUCUGCACAGGCAGCCGUAGACGACAGCGAGAGGAUCUUUGCUGAGCUGAUCCGCACCAUGGAGACACGGUGCUCUGAGGUGAAGGAGCUGAUCAGAGACCAGGAGAAGGCUGAAGUGAGUCAGGCAGAAGGCCUCCUGGAGCGACUGGAGCAGGAGGUGGCUGAGCUGAGGAGGAGAGAUGCUGAGCUGGAGAAGUUCUCUCACACAGAGGACAACAUCCACUUCCUCCAGAGGUUCAAAGACCACAGUGCCCCCCCUGUUUCUGAAGAGAUGCCUGCCAUCAUCCUUAACCAAAGUCAUGAUUUUAAGACGGUGAUGACCUCUGACCUCCAGAAAAAGCUGAUUCUCCGCUGUAAGGAGGGAGUGGUGAAGAUAUCAGCAGCAGUGAAAGCUGUCCACAUACUGCAGUCAGCAGAGCCAAGCACUCAAGCAGCAGCAUCUGUCACACAUGGUCACAGAAAGCAUUAUCGAAAAUACCCUUUCAGGGUUAUGUGUUCAUUGUCGCAAGGUAAAAAUGAGGCAUAGCCCCAUGGGUAAAUGUUUAUGGUUUAAUUAAGGAGUGAUAAUACUAUCCUCAUCUUGUAGAUAAACUAUGUGCCCUUAAAAGGAGCAGGAGAGUGUGUGUUUGUUGUGUGUCACAGUUCAACUUUUACUUUUACUUCACUACAUUCCUAGAUAAGUUAACGUACUGUUUACUCCACUGACACCCAAAGGUACUAGUUUUAGAAUGCUUAGCAGGACAGGAACAUUAUCCAAUUCACGCCCUUAUCAAGAGAACAUCCCUGGUCAUCCCUACUGCCUCUGAUAUGGCGGACUCAAUAAACACAAAUGCUUCAUUUGUAAAUGAUGUCUGAGUGUUGGAGUGUGACCCUGGCUAUCUGUAAAUGAUGUCUGAGUGUUGGAGUGUGACCCUGGCUAUCUGUAAAUGAUGUCUGAGUGUUGGAGUGUGACCCUGGCUAUCUGUAAAUGAUGUCUGAGUGUUGGAGUGUGACCCUGGCUAUCUGUAAAUGAUGUCUGAGUGUUGGAGUGUGACCCUGGCUAUCUGUAAAUGAUGUCUGAGUGUUGGAGUGUGACCCUGGCUAUCUGUAAAUGAUGUCUGAGUGUUGGAGUGUGACCCUGGCUAUCUGUAAAUGAUGUCUGAGUGUUGGAGUGUGACCCUGGCUAUCUGUAAAUGAUGUCUGAGUGUUGGAGUGUGACCCUGGCUAUGUGUAAAUGAUGUCUGAGUGUUGGAGUGUGACCCUGGCUAUCUGUAAAUGAUGUCUGAGUGUUGGAGUGUGACCCUGGCUAUCUGUAAAUGAUGUCUGAGUGUUGAGGUGUGACCCUGGCUAUCUGUACAUGAUGUCUGAGUGUUGGAGUGUGACCCUGGCUAUCUGUAAAUGAUGUCUGAGUGUUGGAGUGUGACCCUGGCUAUCUGUAAAUGAUGUCUGAGUGUUGGAGUGUGACCCUGGCUAUCUGUAAAUUAUGUCUGAGUGUUGGAGUGUGACCCUGGCUAUCUGUAAAUGAUGUCUGAGUGUUGGAGUGUGACCCUGGCUAUCUGUAAAUGAUGUCUGAGUGUUGGAGUGUGACCCUGGCUAUCUGUAAAUGAUGUCUGAGUGUUGGAGUGUGACCCUGGCUAUCUGUAAAUGAUGUCUGGGUGUUGGAGUGUGACCCUGGCUAUCUGUAAAUGAUGUCUGAGUGUUGGAGUGUGACCCUGGCUAUCUGUAAAUGAUGUCUGGGUGUUGGAGUGUGACCCUGGCUAUCUGUAAAUGAUGUCUGGGUGUUGGAGUGUGACCCUGGCUAUCUGUAAAUGAUGUCUGGGUGUUGGAGUGUGACCCUGGCUAUCUGUAAAUGAUGUCUGAGUGUUGGAGUGUGACCCUGGCUAUCUGUAAAUGAUGUCUGGGUGUUGGAGUGUGACCCUGGCUAUCUGUAAAUGAUGUCUGAGUGUUGGAGUGUGACCCUGGCUAUCUGUAAAUGAUGUCUGAGUGUUGGAGUGUGACCCUGGCUAUCUGUAAAUGAUGUCUGAGUGUUGGAGUGUGACCCUGGCUAUCUGUAAAUGAUGUCUGAGUGUUGGAGUGUGACCCUGGCUAUCUGUAAAUGAUGUCUGAGUGUUGGAGUGUGACCCUGGCUAUCUGUAAAUGAUGUCUGAGUGUUGGAGUGUGACCCUGGCUAUCUGUAAAUGAUGUCUGAGUGUUGGAGUGUGACCCUGGCUAUCUGUAAAUGAUGUCUGAGUGUUGGAGUGUGACCCUGGCUAUCUGUAAAUGAUGUCUGGGUGUUGGAGUGUGACCCUGGCUAUCUGUAAAUGAUGUCUGAGUGUUGGAGUGUGACCCUGGCUAUCUGUAAAUGAUGUCUGAGUGUUGGAGUGUGACCCUGGCUAUCUGUAAAUGAUGUCUGAGUGUUGGAGUGUGACCCUGGCUAUCUGUAAAUGAUGUCUGAGUGUUGGAGUGUGACCCUGGCUAUCUGUAAAUGAUGUCUGGGUGUUGGAGUGUGACCCUGGCUAUCUGUAAAUGAUGUCUGAGUGUUGGAGUGUGACCCUGGCUAUCUGUAAAUGAUGUCUGGGUGUUGGAGUGUGACCCUGGCUAUCUGUAAAUGAUGUCUGAGUGUUGGAGUGUGACCCUGGCUAUCUGUAAAUACAAAUAAAUAACAUAAAACAUG
Oncorhynchus keta (chum salmon) is the source of this 3560-nucleotide messenger RNA. RefSeq names its product E3 ubiquitin-protein ligase TRIM47-like. Gene Ontology annotation, molecular function: zinc ion binding. Bases 12 to 1454 code for a protein of 480 amino acids. The transcript has a single exon. The record is from RefSeq and is a predicted model, not a curated record. NCBI's taxonomy places the organism in Eukaryota, Metazoa, Chordata, Actinopteri, Salmoniformes, Salmonidae.